AUGGACAUAAUGUUCCAUAGAGUCAUUGAUAUUGACCGUGCUACCAUACAAGCCCAGGCAUACCGGAAGUUCAUUAGGAUCUUCGUCGAGGUGGAUGUCUCGAAAUCCCUCCCUGAUGGGUUCUACAUAAGACAUCAGCAGAAGAGGAUCCGAGUUGAGUACAAGUAUGAGAGGCUAUACUCCCUCUGCUACUUCUGUAGAAAGGUUGACCAUACUAAACUUGAUUACAAGCCGAAGAAGAAUUGUGACAUGAAUGGUCUUCCCUACCCAGCGAUGGAGAAAUGGGGCCAUGGACAAGAGCGAGUUCUCCAAUCUUCUCCCCCAGAACAAAUCAAUAGAUGGAUGCGGAGAACACCCAGAAUCGGGUCACUACCUCUGCUAACAACUCCCCAAUUGGGUUGCUCAACCAUUCGCCGACCACGACGGCCCGUAGUUGGACACAAAACACCAACCAGAUGGGCCCACACGUCUUGA
This is a messenger RNA of Linum trigynum, 474 nucleotides long. The record is from the annotation of a GenBank genome assembly. NCBI's taxonomy places the organism in Eukaryota, Viridiplantae, Streptophyta, Magnoliopsida, Malpighiales, Linaceae.